AUGAAGAUCCAUAAGAUGAUUCCCAGCCUAUGUACAUGGCAGAUCUCCAUGCUCACUCUUAUCACCAAUAUCCUCUUUGUUAUAUCCACCUCUCCAUCUCCUAACCCUAGCCACCAUGAUCUCUUGGCGCUCUUAUCCCUCAAAUCCCACAUAACAAGUGAUGCACUGUCGUCAUGGGAUGCAGCAAGCAACGACACCAGCAAACCAGUUCCUAAUUUCUGCAAAUGGACUGGCGUGACCUGCGGCGACCGUCGCCACCCUGGCCAUGUCACUGCCAUAGAUCUGCAUGGCUAUGGCCUUGGAGGCACCAUCUCUCAAGACAUCGGCAACCUCACAUACCUCCACUUCAUUGAUCUAUCGUCCAAUAACCUGGUAGGUGAUAUUCCCUCCAGCCUUGGCAAUUGCAGAAGACUUCGUACUAUGAAUUUGAGCAGUAACCACUUGUCUGGUUCUGUCCCUACUCCUCUGGGUCACCUAUCAAAGCUCAAAAUUUUCAAUGUCAACAACAACAAUCUGACUGGUGAAAUUCCCACGACACUAUUUAAUGUCACAACGCUAAUGAUCCUUAGAAUUGGGGGAAACUCCUUUCAGGGCCAAAUCCCCAGCUGGUUGAGCAACCUAACAUCAUUGACUGAUUUGUAUCUUGUGAAUAACAACUUCAGUGGCAACAUCCCUGCAGAUUUAUGUAAGUUAAGUAACCUCACAACGUUUGAUGUAAUGAAUAACAAGCUUGACGGCCCUGUUCCUCCAUCACUCUUCAAUAUUUCGUCCAUCACUACCUUAGGUCUUGACAUGAACCAGCUUACAGGAUCACUGCCACUUGAUAUUGGCUUUAAGCUUCCCAAGCUAUAUGCUUUGGCCACAUAUUACAAUUACUUUGAGGGUCCAAUACCAGCCUCCUUAUCAAAUGCAUCUGAACUCCAAUAUCUGAUUCUUCGUGGAAACCGAUAUCAUGGUUUGAUCCCACGGGACAUUGGUAUUCACGGUAAAUUGAAGUUUUUUUCGGUAGGCUGCAAUGAACUACAAACCACAAAGCCUACGGAUUGGGAGUUUAUCACAUCCUUAACCAACUGUAGCAACUUGAAAAGAAUAGACCUCGAAGAAAACAACUUUUCAGGUGUUAUGCCGGUUAGUAUCGCCAACCUAUCUCGAAAACUCGAGUGGCUUACAAUUGGCACAAAUCACAUAGCCGGGACCAUAUCUUGGGUAGGGAUGUUCCAAAACCUUACAAAGCUUACCCUUGAGGAUAACCUAUUUACAGGCACCUUACCUAUAGAUAUUGGCAAGCUUUCUAGUCUCGAUAUUCUUGAUCUGAGUCAUAAUGGAUUUGAAGGGCAGAUUCCACAAUCAAUAGGCAAUGUCACAGUACUGGAUAAUCUUUCUCUAUCUAAUAACUUUCUGAACAACAGCAUUCCGCCAAGCCUUGGAAAAUUAUCGAAUAUUGUAUCCAUGGAUCUUUCUUGUAACCUGUUGACGGGCCAAAUCCCACUGGAGAUAUUUAGUAUUCCUUCCCUGACCAUACUUCUUAACCUUUCCAGAAAUGCUCUAAGUGGGGCAAUCCCAACACAGAUUGGGCACUUGAAGAGCCUCGGCACAAUGGACCUCUCAAUGAAUAAGCUAGAUGGUAACACCAUGCUAUGUGGUGGUCCUCCAUUCUUGCAACUCCAUUCAUGCCCAUCUAUACCUUCUCACAAGGCUUCACCGCAUCGAUUGCACAUAUUUAUCUUUGGAGCUAUUGGAUUAUUCAUCUUUUGUGUAUGCUCCGUAACUGCUUAUUGCUUUAUUAAGAGAAGGACCACAUCAACUUUUGUUCAUCAUGAGCACCUAUUCUUUAAUGAGGAGCAUGAGAGAAUAUCCUAUGCCGAGCUACAUAAAGCAACAGGAUCAUUCUCUCCAGCAAAUUUGAUUGGUUCUGGAAGCUCUGGCAAAGUGUACUUUGGAAAUUUAACUUUUGGUGAGAAUUUAGCUACCGUAGCAAUCAAGGUUCUUGAUCUUGGACAACAAAGAGCCAGUAGAAGCUUUUUAGCUGAGUGUAAUGCUCUAAAGAGGAUCCACCACCGGAAAUUGGUGAAGGUGAUCACCGUGUGCAGUGGCUUCGACCAUAAUGGUAAUGAAUUCAAGGCACUUGUCCUAGAAUAUAUUUGCAAUGGGAGUUUAGAUGACUGGCUGCAUCCAGACAAAAUGACAAAUAGCAAGAUCAGAAGAAAUCUAAGUUUGAUGAAAAGACUCAACAUUGCUCUUGACGUUGCAGAGGCAUUGGAAUAUCUUCACGAUCAUAUUGAUCCACGGAUAGUUCAUUGUGACAUUAAACCAAGCAACAUACUUCUAGAUGAUGAUUUGGUUGGACAUGUUACAGACUUCGGUUUAGCAAAGAUAAUGUCGUCUGAAGCAGGCAGGAAAAACCAUCAUGAAACUGAAGGCAGCUCAUUUGCAGUUAAAGGCACAAUUGGAUAUAUCCCCCCAGAGUAUGGAUCAGGAUGUGAUGUCUCCACGGAUGGUGAUACAUAUAGCUACGGGGUACUCCUGUUAGAAAUGUUUACUGGAAGAAGGCCAACUGACAGUUUCAACGAUGGCGUGCCAAAUCUUGUCAGCUUUGUUAAGAUGGCUUAUCCUAUUAAUCUACUAGAGAUACUUGAUGUUACUGCAUCAUACAGUAGAAACACAGACACCCAAGCUAUCCUAGAUAUUCUCGUUUAUCCAAUAUUUAGAGUUGCUUUAGCAUGUUGCAAUGACUCACCAAGACAAAGAAUGAAGAUGCACGACAUAGUGGAGGAGUUGAAUGCUAUAAAAUGGCAUGCGCUGUUCAGAUGCCGUACUCAUAAAUUACGGGCUGACACAUGA
Molecule: messenger RNA, 2841 nt
Organism: Miscanthus lutarioriparius
Lineage: Eukaryota; Viridiplantae; Streptophyta; Magnoliopsida; Poales; Poaceae
Source: the annotation of a GenBank genome assembly